UAAUGCCCAGGAAAUUUCAUGAGAGUUUAAUUACACAGUGACAAUGACCCACUCAAACCUUCUCGAUCCACUUCGUUAAUAUAAAGCUCUCUACCCACAUGUCUCUCUGCACUCAAUAACUCCUGACCCUUCUUCCUUCAAAGAAGCUACCAAGAUUUCAAUCUCUUCCAUGGCCAUCCCAAAUGUCUCAUCCUCCUCCUCCCCUUCUUCUUCCCAUCAAUGGAAUCAUGAUGUUUUCCUUAGUUUCAGAGGGGAAGAUACCCGCAAUACCUUUACCGGUCAUCUAUAUAACGCUCUCAUUAUAAAGGGGAUCAACACCUUGAGAGAUGAUGUGGAUCUUCAGAAGGGAGACGAAAUCUCCCUAGCACUUUUGGAAGCCAUCGAACAAUCUAAGAUUUCCAUCAUCAUCUUCUCUAAGAACUAUGCCACUUCCACAUGGUGUUUAGAUGAACUCGUCAAGAUUCUCGAGUGUCAGAAAUCGAUUGGCCAAAUGGUUCAACCCAUUUUCUACGAUGUGGAUCCUUCAAAUGUGCGGAAACAGUUAGGAGAAGUGAUGGAUAUGCAUGGAAAGAAAUUCAAAGAUGAUAUACAAAGGGUGUUGAGGUGGAAGGUGGCUCUCAAAGAGGCAGCCAAUUUGUCUGGUUGGCAUUUGAACAAUGGGCAUGAGUCCGAUUUUAUCCAGCGCAUUGUAGAAGAGAUAUCAAGUAUAUUAAUGAAGCGCACAUUUUUAGAUGUUGCGAAGAACCCAGUCGGAUUAGAUUCUCACAUAAAGGCCAUGAGUGAGUUGUUGAGUGUUGGAAAUGAUGAUGUUCGCAUGGUUGGAAUCCAUGGAAUUGGUGGAAUAGGUAAAACCACGAUUGCAAAAGCUGUAUACAACUACUUUGCUCAUCAAUUUCAAAGUUGCAGCUUUCUUGCUGACGUCCGAGAAACUACAAACCAGUCCAGCCUUGUUCAAUUACAAGAAACACUUCUAUUUGAGACCUUGGGCAUGAAUACCAACUUAAAGGUGGGAAGUGUGGAUAGAGGAAUUACUAUAAUAAAGGAGAGGCUCUGCCAUAAGAAGGUUCUUUUAGUUCUUGAUGAUGUCAAUGAGGUGGAACAACUUGAUAAAUUAGCAAGAGAUAAGAAUUGGUUUGGUCCAGGAAGUAGAAUCAUUAUUACAACUAGAGAUCAACGUGUUCUAGAUUACCAUGGCCAGGUAGAAAGAAAAUACGAGGUCCAAGAACUAAGUGAUGCUAAUGCUCUUCAACUUCUUAGUUGGAAUGUAUUCAAGAAAUCUUAUCCUGAAGAAGGGUAUGAGGAGCUCACGGAUCGUGUGGUUCAGUAUGCCAAAGGCCUUCCCUUGGUUCUAGUGGUGCUGGCACCUCUCCUAUGUGGUGGAAGCAAACUUGUAUGGGAAAGCAUAAUACAUAAAUUACAAAGUAGUCUUAAUAAAAAGAUAUACGAAAUACUUAAGAUAAGUUUUGAUGCACUGGAGGACAAUGAGAAGGCUAUCUUCCUUGAUAUUGCGUGUUUCUUUAAGGGAGAAAACAAAGAUGAUGUAACAAAAUUUUUGGAAGCAAGCAAUUUUCAUGCAGUUCAUGGAAUACAAGUUCUCAUUGAAAGAUCUUUGGUGAAUGUCGGCAACAAAUUGCAGAUGCAUGACGUGAUACAAUUGAUGGGUAGGAAUAUUGUUCAUCAAGAAUCUCCCAACGAGCCAGGAAAGCGAAGCCGAUUAUGGUCUCAUGAUGAUAUUCUCCGUGUUCUUAUGGAAAACAAGGGAACUUAUAAUGCAAUUCAAGGUGUAAAGCUAGAUUUGUUCGAGAAAAAAGAUAUUUUGCUGAAUCCUAGAGCCUUUACAAGAAUGAAAAGUCUUAGAUUGCUUGUAAUCCGUCAUGCACACUUUUCAAAGAGUCCUAAAAGUUUGUCUAAUGAGCUAAGAUGGCUUGAUUGGCCUGGAUACCCGUCACCAUCUCUGCCGUCCAAUUUUCAUCCUCGAAAACUUGUUAUACUCAACGUGUGUCACAGUAAAAUCAGGCAAUUCGAAGGAAUAAAGGUUUGUCUAAAUUUGACAAAAAUAAAUUUUUGUUACUGUGAAUACUUGACGUGCAUCCCUGAUGUCUCAAUGAUGGCAAAUCUUGAGAGUUUGGAUGUUCAUGGCUGUUGCAAUUUAGUUGAGGUUCAUCAAUCUGUUGGAUUUUUAAACAAACUGUCUCGAUUGGAUGUUAUAAAAUGCUCUAAACUUAGACGCCUUCCUAACCUGAAGUUGCCACGUCUUCAAUAUCUAGGACUUUAUGGGUGCACAAGUCUUGAGGAAUUUCCAAAUAUUGUUGGAGAAAUUCCUCUUUUAGGUUACAUUUUGAUUUGUGAAAGUCCCAUCCAAGAACUGCCUUCAUCAGUUGAAUAUCUCACUGGGCUUGAAAGGAUAACAAUAACUUCAUGCCAGAACCUUAGAGAUCUCCCUAUAAGCAUAUCUAAGUUGCCACGUCUCAAGUCUCUUCUUCUUGAGUGUUGCACAAACCUUGGAAGGUUUCCAAAAUCGUCAUCUUCAUCAUCAUCAUCAUCAUCAUCAUCAAGCUUGGGCUGGCUGGCUUCGUCAAAGAGGAACAAAGCUCAAGAUAUGAGCCUCUCUGUUGGGUUUCCAGCUUUGGAAACAUUGAAAAUCUCUUACUGUAAUCUAGUAGAAGUUGAUUUCCUUAAAAGUCUUCAUUGUCUUUCCACGUUUGAAGUAUUAAAUCUAUCAGGAAACAAUUUCAUUAGCCUCCCAGCAUCAUGUAUCACUAGAUUUACCCAUUUGCAAUCCCUUGUAUUGGAGUAUAGCAAGGGGCUUGGACAAAUGAAUGCAAGUAGUGGUGACAAAUCCUUCAUCGAUAAUUUAACGAUGACGAUUCCUAUAUUAUACAGAUUCUGUGGAAAAAUGAUGACUACAAUUAAAAUUAGUGGAGGGGAGUUACCAGAAUGGUUUCGGUAUCAAACUAGAGAGAAUGAAAUGUGUUUCCGAGUGCCUCCACCUAAAAAUGCCAAGUUAGCAGGUUUGGUUAUUGGUAUUGUUUUGAAACGGGAAGCUUUUGAGCCGUUGUCGACCCAUUCUCACAUCAAUUUGAGCGUCUCUAUCAACAGUCGAUUGGCUCCUAUGGCCUACCCCUUCUCUGGUGGAUUACGGGAAUCAGAUGAAGUGUGGCUGUUGUGUUUUCCACGUGGUGCCUUAAAGUGGUCGGAUGAGACCAGUGAAGGGGAUCACUUUGGAGUUUCAAUUCAAUUUCAUGUAAUCCCAGGCUCAAGAGUACUGGACGUGAAUAAAAGAUUGGGGGUUCAUUUUGUAUUUGAGCAAAACGACAACAUGGAUGAUGUUCCAAAAGUGAUCCAGCAUUACUGUUCUCCUAACAAUGAGAACAAGAUGGGUAACUCUACAAUUAGUCUGUCGUCUCUACAACGCUACACACAGGCCCUUAUUCGAAAAUUUGAACAGCUGCCCCCCCUAACCCCAACACCCAUCGUGUGUGCUCUACCGCACCGCGCCGCGUGUCUUCCUCCAUGUUCUUUCUGGACUGACAACAAAAGAACACGGAACACGGAGGAAGCCAUGGAGGAAGACACACAGCGCGGUCCAGAGAGAACACGGAGGAAGAGACGCCGACGACCUGAUCUUUAUUCGCCAGUUACCAGAUUGAAAAUGGACUCAGAUUGUGUAGCCCAGUUUUCUCUCUCUCAAGGUAUUGUCUAAAAUCUCUUUUCGUUAGCUUUUGCUUCAAAGAUUUGUUCUUUUCUAAAAACUAUGCCCCCAAAGAUGAUGUCUUUUAGAAACUCAUGCUAGGUUUAUAGGUAAAAUCGAUAUUUUUUAUAUC
Messenger RNA from Carya illinoinensis, 3824 nucleotides. Its product is annotated as TMV resistance protein N-like. Gene Ontology annotation, molecular function: ADP binding. The transcript is spliced from 5 exons. Bases 170 to 3703 code for a protein of 1177 amino acids. The record is from RefSeq and is a predicted model, not a curated record. Gene Ontology annotation, biological process: signal transduction; defense response. Lineage: Eukaryota; Viridiplantae; Streptophyta; Magnoliopsida; Fagales; Juglandaceae.